Messenger RNA from Brachypodium distachyon (stiff brome), 1105 nucleotides. RefSeq names its product non-classical arabinogalactan protein 30. The transcript has 2 exons. The record is from RefSeq and is a predicted model, not a curated record. The coding region runs from base 205 to 834 and encodes 209 amino acids. NCBI's taxonomy places the organism in Eukaryota, Viridiplantae, Streptophyta, Magnoliopsida, Poales, Poaceae.
ACUGUACUCCCUUGGGUGAGAAGCCUGAAACUGAAAGCCCUUAGCCCUAGCUGCAGGUCCAUAUCGAUCGAUCUCCUGCCUCUAUAAAUUAGCUCCCAUCUUCGGACAGCGUCCCACACAACCAAAGUGCAACCAGAUUAGGAGCUAGCUGCCUACUUCGUUCCUUUCAGAGAGGCUAAGGGCUAGCUAGCUCCCUGGUUGAAAAUGGCCUCCGCCACCACAGCCUUCAAGAUCCAUGGCGCCGCCGGGGUGGCAGCUGCCAUUGCCGUGCUCCUACUAAGCACCUUCCUCCUCCCCUUCCCCUCCUAUGCAUCCAUGUACGAGGCAGAUGCUCAUUACAAAUACAAGCACGUUGCUCCAGCUCCCACGCCUAUGCCGGCGUACACCCCGGAGCCAGCCCCGGCCCCGGCGCCGCCGACAGUGAUCAUCGUCCGCGGCGUCAUCUACUGCAAGUCCUGCAAGCUCGCCAACUACAACUCCGGCAUGGACGCGUCGCCCCUCCCCAAUGCGACGGCGAAGCUGGUGUGCGAGGAGAUGGGCGGUAGCGGGAGGAGGGCGCUGGAGAUGACGAGCACGGCGACGGACGGGAAUGGCUUCUUCCUGUUCAUGGUCUACGACGUGGCCGCCUUCACCCGGAACAGCGGUAGCUGCAAGGUGUACCUGAGGUCUUCGCCCACGAUGCUCUGCGACGCGCCGUUCCUCCCGGAAGACCCGACGAUCGGGAUGAGCCUCGCCAAGGAGGCGGAGGAGGAGGCGGAGCACGAUAUCUAUAGCAUCCAGAGCGGCGCGCUCAUGUACAAGCCCCGCUCCGGGGUCAGCUGCCCGGCCUACUAGUGAACGAACUUCGAUCGAGGAUCGACGGUCGAGAUGCACGGAGAUGUUGCAAUGCUGUAGGAGUUUGUGGAUCGAUGCUGUGUUUGGUUGAGCUAGAGAGGACUAGAAUAAGUAGCAGAGACGACUGUGGUCUGUCGUUUGGUUGAUGAUCCGUGUAGUAGUACUCUGUAGUUUGAUGUUGGUCGUCCUACGUCCAGGUGUACGGCAAGUGUGUGUGUAACCUUAAUUUGUCAGUUUGUCCUGAAUUCGAAUUAGUGGGUUCGAGCAUGCA